GUGGAGAGGACACGGGAGAGAGCACUUCCCCUUUUCGUGAGGCCGUUGAUGUAGAAACCCCAUGACAGGGCCCCCCGGCCAGCACAUCCUGUCCCCUUGUGUCUGCUGUAGGCUCUAUCCUUCCUCCCAUUGGCUCCAGGACGGCACAGGCUCGUGGCCUGGGCCAUGUCUCCCCAUCGCACCAGCCUCCUGGGCCUCGUGCUCUGUCUGAGCCAGAUGACCCACGUGCAGGAUGGGGCCCUGCCUACACCCUCCAUCUCUGCUGAGCCAGGCCCUGUGAUCCCUCGAGGGCAGCCUGUGACCAUCGUGUGUCGGGGCCCUGAUGGGGCUAAGUCAUUCCGCCUGGAGAAGGAGGAUAGACGCUCCUACAGGGAUCAGCACACAGUGUCCCAACUUGAUCCACAUGGGACAGAGGCCAGAUUCCCCAUCACUGCAGUGAGUGACGACUCUGCUGGGCGUUAUCGCUGCCUCUAUCAUGGAAAGUUCAGCUGGUCUAAGCACAGUAACAUUCUGGAGCUGGAGGUGACAGAGGAGGACGUCUCCACUCUGCCCUCAGAAUCUGAUUUCAUCUUCCAUGCUCCCCCAGGCCUGUCGACAGAAUAUAUUUAUAUUCUCAUUGGGGUCUCUGUGGCCUUUCUCAUUUGUCUCUUCCUCCUGGUCAUCUUCUUCCUCCAUCGUCAGCAUCAGAAAAAACUUGGGCUCCCCAGCAGCAGAGGCAAGGAGCAGAGGCCCCAGGAGAGGCUCAGCCCAGAUGCUGACAUCCUAGAGAGGACACCAGAUCUGGCCACAGUCGAUAGUCUUGCUGAGAAGGACAGGAAAAUGCACAACUCAACCUCUGCUGCAGGAGGCCUGCAGGAGGUGACAUAUGCGCAGCUGGACCACCGGAUGCUCACACAGAGAGCGGCCCAAGCCAUGACCCAACAGUCCACGGAGCCCACGGCUGAGUCCAGCACAUAUGCAACCCUUGCCAGACACUGACCCCAGGCCCACCUGGCCUCUGCACCUAAAGACACAGCAAGUCACUCUUGCAAAAGCCUGAAGUGGCCAUUUGGAGGGCUACCCUAUGGAAUCAUCCUUUUCUGGAAAGUCAUCCAGUCAAUUCUCCUGGAGGCAAGAGCUGGAGUCUGGAGACCCCUAAUCAACAUCUAGGAGAUUCAUUAACCAUGUGGUACCCCCUUUAAUCAACUAGCUUAUUGGAG
This is a messenger RNA of Ceratotherium simum simum (southern white rhinoceros), 1199 nucleotides long. NCBI's taxonomy places the organism in Eukaryota, Metazoa, Chordata, Mammalia, Perissodactyla, Rhinocerotidae. The record is from RefSeq and is a predicted model, not a curated record.